Messenger RNA from Mucor mucedo, 1221 nucleotides. RefSeq lists its product as uncharacterized. NCBI's taxonomy places the organism in Eukaryota, Fungi, Mucoromycota, Mucoromycetes, Mucorales, Mucoraceae. Bases 48 to 1031 code for a protein of 327 amino acids. The transcript is spliced from 3 exons. The record is from RefSeq and is a predicted model, not a curated record.
UUCAUAAUUUUGCUUUCGCCGCUUUCGACAUCCUAUUAUCGAGAAAAAUGGAAGAACUCUAUGACUAUUCUCAACAUAAAUAUUGUAUUGUUAUGGAAUUAAACAAUGACACCAUCGAAUCUAGCACAAUGAUCUUUAAUAGACCUGACACCGCAAGUGAAAAUAAUCCAGACUCGAUCAGUACGUCAAUUUUAUAUGACACUGUAAAGGAAACCAUUAUUGCCAGAGGUGACUUGGCUAAUAAAAAAAACCAGGAUUCAAAAGGACACGGAGAAGGCGUUGUUUAUGUGCGUAACAUUUUUAGCGAGCUCACUGAUGUUGAUUCAAAAUCUGAGCAAAAGUCUGUGCAUCAUGCGAUUCUUCUCCAGGAAGCCUCAUUUGUGUUACAAGACAUACUGUAUUAUCGUAACCAAGAAUUGAAUGGCUCAAAUAUAGACUUUUACUAUGCUUUGAUUCUUCCAACGAGUUGGGAUUAUAGAAUAAGAGAAAAAUUGUUUCGGCCUUUAUUCGUAAGAGCUGGUCUUAUCCUCGGAAAUGAUGGUCAGGGCAGGUUGAUGUUUUUUUCAAAGCUAGAGUCAACUUUUCAAAGUAUGCAGAUACAUCCAAGUCUCGGAAAUACCCUAAAAGUAAAGCUUGGUGAUCAGUAUAUUAUAUGCACACUAGAUAAUCAAAGUACAUGCUCUGUGGAUUUAAAAUUGAUAUCAGCUCAAUAUCCUGCUUUCGCAGUAGAAGGAAGAAAAUUGACCCCACAAUUAUUAAAACAAGUUCGUUUUGAAAUACCUUAUCGAUUAAAGGAAAAACGAUUGUCACUAAUAGCAUGUUUGGAAAAGCAUUGUGGUACUACCUUGCCGUCGGCGUUUAUUGACGUAAUGCUCGAAGCACUCAGUCAAAGGUUAGGAGACUUUGACAGUUCAGUAAGAGUCGAAGGGGGAUUAGAAUUGAAAAGAAAAUUGUUAAAACAGUUUUUUUUAUGUAGGUCCCAAUCAAACCAUUUCAAAGUGUUCUUUUUGACCGGCCAUUUCGACACUUAAAACUACAUCACCUUAGUCUAUUCGGAUUAAAAGGAAAGAGACUCGGUGCUAUUCAAUCAAUCACUUUACAAGACAUACUUAAACAUUUGUCUGGUCCUGCUGAAAAAGUCUUUGAAAAUGAAAUGGAUAAAUUUCUUGCAGGCACGAUCAAUAUCAAAACCAAAUCAAUGCUCAUUUUUUAUACAAGACA